Oryza sativa Japonica Group (Japanese rice) is the source of this 612-nucleotide messenger RNA. RefSeq lists its product as uncharacterized. The record is from RefSeq and is a predicted model, not a curated record. Lineage: Eukaryota; Viridiplantae; Streptophyta; Magnoliopsida; Poales; Poaceae.
GGCCCGCGUGCGGCGUCGCCUUCCAUCCGCAUCAAAAGCGAACCGGUGGAGCCGUGUUCCUCACCUUUCCCCUUCUCUCUUCUUCUUCUUCUUCCCGUUGUUGUGUUUCUCUCCACUUCACUGUGCUGCUGUUCGUGGAGGAGGAGGAGGAGAUGGCGGACUGGGCGCCGGUGGUGGUGGGGGUGGUGCUGUUCGUGCUGCUCUCGCCGGGGCUGCUGGUGGAGCUCCCCGGCACGCACCGCCACGUCGACUUCGGCAGCUUCCGCACCAACGGCAAGGCCAUCUUCGUCCACACCCUCAUCUUCUUCGCCGCCUUCGCCAUCCUCACCCUCGCCCUCCACCUCCACAUCUACACCGGCUAGUCACCUAGUACUCUUCUCCAAUUUCCAUCCAUCUCUCUCAUUCCCUCCUCCCUUCAAUUUCACUUCGUCUCUCUCCUACUCCUAUGCAUACUAAUUACUUAGUAAUUUCUAGCUAGCUGCUCUGUAACAAGGGAAAUAUUUACUGCAACUGUACUAUGCUAGCCCGCUACUGAGUGCAGGAAACUGUAAGUCGAUUGAAGCUCUUCUGUUGAAUCUAGCUAGCAAAGAAUGUCAAUUUCUUGUUGCUGCA